Messenger RNA from Sinocyclocheilus anshuiensis, 3015 nucleotides. Its product is annotated as protein phosphatase 1 regulatory subunit 3A-like. NCBI's taxonomy places the organism in Eukaryota, Metazoa, Chordata, Actinopteri, Cypriniformes, Cyprinidae. Bases 313 to 1551 code for a protein of 412 amino acids. Gene Ontology annotation, biological process: regulation of glycogen biosynthetic process. Gene Ontology annotation, molecular function: glycogen binding; protein phosphatase 1 binding. The record is from RefSeq and is a predicted model, not a curated record. The transcript has 5 exons. Gene Ontology annotation, cellular component: protein phosphatase type 1 complex.
GUGUGCGCUUUGGAGCGGCCAACAAGAGAUCAGGGGGAGGGAUAUACCAACAGAGCCCAUCUUCCUCCUGACCUCUGGAAAACGAUGGACGAGCCGCUUCCUUCUAAAUUUAGACACUUAUUCGUGUCUGUGCACUAUGAGCUCCAAACUGCAGCUCUCGUUUAUGUCAAUAGUUCAGGCCUAGUUCGGUCGAAACGCGGUGACAAACCCUCGCGGGUCUCCGUUGGCCCUAUGAGCGGCAGCUCGAUCUGACUGACGCGCACCAUCGCAGUACGGCACCUUUCAUGUUUACGAGACUCAGAAACAGACGUAAUGGCGCAGGGGAAUAACAGUAAUUUCUUAACUAUCCCCUCACAAGAGGAGCUUUUCAAGAUGGCGAGGGACGAGCGUUUCGAAAACAACAGUAAUGAUGAAGAUGAGGAAGAAACGGAGGAAGACGUCAGGCUAAUACCGAGGUCUUCUCCUGUUCCCAGAAAGCGAGGCUCUUCGAUUGCGGAUGAAACCGCCGAGUACAUGCGAAUCCGCCUGGUGUUAACGAACAGAAGAGUGUCGUUUGCAGACAGUACGGGAGCCGAGCUGGUCGAUGUCAGAAUGUUUGUCCAGUUUGAGUCAGAUGACGAGGACGAUUCAAGAUGGGUGGAAGAGGAGGCGCGGUACCGAAAAGCCUACCGUGAGCCCACUUACCGUGUGUGGCCGGAGUUCCAGCCGCUCACCGGAACGGAGCUCCUGCUCGCUGUCCACAGCAACAAGCUGGAAGUGGAGAGCGUGACAUCUGUGCCAGAUGAGCCUCUGUCAUUCGAGGUGCUUAUUCGUGUGCGCAACAUUUCUUUUCACAAAUCAGUCUAUGCCCGGUCCACGAUGGAUGGUUGGAUCAAUCACUUUGAUUACCCAGCCAAGUACGUCCAGGGCUCCAACGAAGGCGAAACGGACAAGUUCUCCGUGAAACUGGCCUUCGCUUCACCGUACCUGUUCAACGGAGCGCGGAUUGAUUUUGUUGUGCGCUAUGAGACGCCAGAUGGAGAGUUUUGGGCAAACAACUCUGGCAGGAAUUACUCGGUAAACCUCUUACAGUCAUAUGACACAAUCCAGACCACCACAGCGGACACAACAGAGCUGAGAGGAAUCCUAAAACCUCCCAGAUACCGAGCUGACAAUGGUUUUGAUGACUUUAAUGACAAAGGAGAUGCAGAUCUGAGCAGCAGAGAAUCAAGCGUCUUUUGCACAGCCAGUUAUAGUCCAGCCAGAGAUCGACAUCGAGAGCAUCCAACGAGCAAACCAGAAAAGCCAGAGCUGAUCAACAUUUCUGAAACGUCACCAACAGCCUUCAAUCUUCAACCUUCAACUGUUAACUCUUCAGCAGAAGAUGAACCUUCUACUGCUCCAUAUCAGACAUGUAAAGACCCUGAAACCCAGCACACACUGCCAAGACACGGCACUAAACUUUCUCAAAUAUCAAAGGAUGAGACUGAGGUUACUCUGGACACGUGUCUGAUGGUCUCUGCAACCUUCUUCAGUGCUGUUAUUUGUGUAUCAUUCAGACUUCCAAUAUAAAAUCUGCAGUGGUUUAUUUACAACCAAAAAUUAUAGUUUGAAAAAGCAAUGUGUGUUUUAGCUGAGUGACAUCACUGUGUACCUCAUACACGACUGGCUAUUGGAAAUGUGGCUCAGCUCAUUGAUUCAUACUUAUUAAAAUGUGUCUAUUUUGUGAGUUUCUCUAUAUGUAUACAGUAGCUACUGAAGAUUACAUUUGGCUCUUUUUUAUACAAACUGGGAGUCAUUUGUCAAUGGAAUGACAGGAUGGUAUGCGUAUGUGGUUUUAUGUGUGAUAAGAAAUGAGGUGAGACUAGACAAAUAGCGCAGGUGAUUUCCGAACAGAAUUUUAAGAAAGUUUGAGUUUUAAGUUGUUUAGUUAAAUCUGAGGUUUUGCUUAUACCACAAUGAGGAGUUAGUCUGUGUAGACAUCUAUGAACUAAGCAGAGAAUUUAUCAAGGUAUGAAAUGUUUUAUGACAUUUUAGUUUGUAUGUUUAUUCCCUUAAUUUCACUGUGAAUGUGCUUGAUGUUAUAUGUGACUUCAUUAUGUGACUUCAGUUCACAUACAUGCAGUCUAUAAACUUCAAAUAAGUUACAUUAACUUCAAAUAAGUUAAUAUUUUAAUCUUGGAAGAGUAUGGCAUUUUACACCCCUCCAUUUCCUAAAGGGUUAAAAGAAACACUUGGAAGUUGCUAACCUUUCUUGUCAGUUAGCAGACAAGUGUAUGGCAUUUUGCAGUGCUCUUUAAAAGUGUGCCCCAAGCCUCUGAUACCCCAAAAAGGUCACGCAUUGCACUAAAGUCACGGCAUCAGGUUAACGGGUGACUAAACACCAUUGUAUACAGAGAUGAUAGAACUGUUCCUUGAGGAAAUCUUUGACCCUUGAUUCCCUUCUUCCAAAACUUGACACUAAAGAUAUUGAGUCACUUAUUGUAUUACUUUGUCUCACUGAAUUAAUGUGCAAACAAGGUUGUGAACACAUGUGCUCAAUGAAAUAUUCACAUGUAUUUUAUCAUGUCAGUGUCAAAGUAGAAAUAAACGUUUAUAACCGAUAAAAACGGAUCCGUUUAUUUCACAGCUUUUUUAUGAACAGCCCUUCUCAUAAAGAUGAUCAAGCUUGCUGUUAAUGUCAACAAAAAUGUGAAAUUAUUCAAACUGAAAUGAGUUCAACUUUGGCAUUGAACAGAGCAAUGGAACUCAUGAUUUAAUAAACAAGAACAUAGUUUGUUGAACAUUCAUGGGUGUAUGAUAAACAUGAGGUCUGACAAGGCAACUUGAUUUUUUUUUUUUUUUUUACACAAAACCAAUAAAAAUAGCAAGUGGUAGUUUUUAAAUAUUUACAUAUGCACAGAUUUGGUUGAACGAUAGUUGUAUAAUUGUGUGAAUUGAUUUAAUUUAAGCAAAAUGUUCCUGAGAAUUGGUUAAUCCAGAAUUUAUGUACCAUCUCGCAUUCAUCUACAGCACAUAUUCCAGCUUCACUGUCCA